AAUGAAGAUGAUCACAGAUCCUUGUUUAUGAGUGAUGAAGAUAGAAAUUUACAAAUUGAAUCAAUACGAUUGUUAUUUCAAAAAUUUGAGGGAUAUUUAGAAAAUAUUGGAUUUAACUCAAAUGUAAAUGAUGUAUUAAAAUACGAAGCAUUAAAAUUUAUCAAUAGUUAUUGUAAGAGAAUUAAAUUUUUUGAUAUAGAUACGCAUGGUAUUCAGAAAGCUCAUAUUGUAUUAGAUUCAGUUAAAAUUUUCGUACAAAACCUUAAUUAUCUUUCCAUGUAUUUUUAUAUUCCGUAUGGUGAAAAAAAUGAAUCUACAAUAGAAUUAGUUUUAAGAUUAGCACAUAUUCUUCCUUGUAAGUUAGAAUUUUUGAAUUUAAGUUUUAAUGGUGAGAUUAAAAAAAAUGUUUGGGAAGUAUUUUUAAAAAAUUUAAGACAUAUUUUUGUUAAGAAAUUAUUAUUCGAAAUUAAUAUAUUACUUGCUGAUAUUUUACCAUAUAUAAAGGAAUAUAUUAUGAAAGAAAAAAGGGCUGAAUACUUAGCUAUUGUGAGUAGACAUGCUAGUAGAUUUCGGUGUUACCGUCAAAGAGAGUUGUUUACUAUAACAGAUGAAUUGAAGGAAUUUGAAUCAUAUAACAUUAAAAUUAAAGAAUAUGAUAAUUUAUUUAUUAAAGCCAUUAAAUUUAUAGAUGAGAUGUAUUAGGGAUAUAUAUUUUCAUAAUUUAUUUUCUGUAUAUCUAUUAAGGGAAUUAUUAUAUAUUAUUCAUUUUGUAUUCAAUUUUAUAGUAAGUUUAAAACAGAAUAAAAAAUAUUGAAGAAAAAAAUACUAUUAUUUUUAUAUGAUUAAU
Molecule: messenger RNA, 847 nt
Organism: Rhizophagus irregularis DAOM 181602=DAOM 197198
Lineage: Eukaryota; Fungi; Glomeromycota; Glomeromycetes; Glomerales; Glomeraceae
Source: RefSeq, a predicted model, not a curated record